Molecule: messenger RNA, 2934 nt
Organism: Peromyscus maniculatus bairdii (prairie deer mouse)
Lineage: Eukaryota; Metazoa; Chordata; Mammalia; Rodentia; Cricetidae
Source: RefSeq, a predicted model, not a curated record
AUGUGCUUAGGAACAGCCCCCCACGGGACUCUGGGGGGGCAGUGUCAGAGAAGAGCCUCCACCUUCUCCAGUAUCCACCCCACCUUCCUCCUACCUCCUCAGAUCCACUCUGAUUCUGAUGAAGGCGAUGGGACCAUCAAGUACACCAUCUCUGGCGAGGGUGCGGGGACCAUCUUCCUGAUUGAUGAGCUGACAGGUGACAUCCAUGCCACCGAGCGCCUGGACCGGGAGCAGAAAACCUUCUACACCCUCCGGGCUCAAGCCAGGGAUCGCGCCACCAACCGCCUGCUGGAGCCCGAAUCGGAGUUCAUCAUCAAAGUGCAGGACAUCAACGACAGUGAGCCGCGCUUCCUACACGGUCCCUACAUUGGCAGUGUGGCUGAGCUGUCACCUACAGGCACGUCUGUGAUGCAGGUGAUGGCCUCCGAUGCGGAUGACCCCACUUACGGCAGCAGCGCCCGGCUGGUGUACAGUGUGCUAGACGGCGAGCAUCACUUCACAGUGGACCCCAAGACAGGUGUGAUCCGGACAGCUGUACCUGACCUCGACCGUGAGAGCCAGGAACGCUAUGAGGUGGUUAUCCAGGCCACAGACAUGGCAGGCCAGCUGGGUGGCCUCUCGGGCUCCACUACAGUCACCAUCGUGGUUACUGACGUCAAUGACAACCCGCCCCGCUUCCCACAGAAGAUGUACCAGUUCAGCAUACAGGAGUCAGCGCCCAUCGGCACCGCUGUGGGCCGAGUGAAGGCCGAGGACUCGGAUGUGGGUGAGAACACAGACAUGACUUACCACCUGAGAGAAGAAAGCGGCAGCGGAGGGGAUGCAUUCAAGGUCACCACGGACAGCGACACUCAGGAGGCCAUCAUCACAGUGCAGAAGCGCCUGGACUUCGAGUCCCAGCAGGUGCACACGGUGGUGCUGGAAGCCCUCAACAAGUUUGUGGACCCCCGCUUCGCCGACCUGGGCACAUUCCGAGACCAAGCAAUCGUGCGCGUGGCCGUGACUGAUGUGGACGAGCCCCCUGAGUUCCGGCCACCCUCCGGCCUCCUGGAGGUGCAGGAGGACGCGCAGGUGGGCUCCCUGGUCGGCGUGGUGACGGCGCGGGACCCCGACGCCGCCAACCGGCCCGUCCGGUACGCCAUUGACCGUGACUCGGAUUUGGAGCAGAUCUUCGACAUUGAUGCAGACACUGGCGCCAUCGUGACUGGCAAGGGGCUGGACCGUGAAACGGCAGGCUGGCACAACAUUACCGUGCUGGCCAUGGAAGCAGACAAUCAUGCUCAGCUAUCACGAGCCUCCCUACGGAUCCGAAUCCUGGAUGUGAAUGACAAUCCCCCAGAGCUGGCUACACCCUACGAGGCAGCUGUGUGUGAGGAUGCCAAGCCAGGCCAGCUUAUCCAGACCAUCAGUGUGGUGGACAGAGAUGAGCCCCAGGGAGGUCACCGCUUCUAUUUCCGCCUGGUACCAGAAGCACCCAGCAACCCUCAUUUUUCUCUGCUGGACAUCCAAGAUAACACAGCUGCUGUGCACACCCAGCACGUGGGCUUCAACCGGCAAGAGCAGGAUGUGUUCCUCCUUCCCAUCCUCGUUGUGGACAGUGGGCCACCCACACUGAGCAGCACGGGCACCCUCACCAUCCGCAUCUGCGGCUGUGACAGCUCCGGCACCAUCCAGUCCUGCAACACCACGGCCUUCGUCGUGGCUGCCUCCCUCAGCCCCGGCGCGCUCAUUGCUCUCUUGGUCUGCGUCCUCAUUCUGGUCGUGCUGGCUCUGCUAAUCCUCACCCUCAGGCGUCACCACAAGAGCCACCUGAGCUCGGACGUGGAUGAGGACAUGCGGGACAACGUGAUCAAAUACAACGACGAGGGCGGCGGCGAGCAGGACACCGAGGCCUAUGACAUGUCAGCGCUGCGGAGCCUCUACGAUUUCGGGGAGCUCAAGGGUGGCGACGCGGGCGGGGGAGCGGCCAGUCCCCCACAGGCUGCCUCCUCCUCCGAGCGCCACUCGCUGCCUCGGGGCCCGUCGAGCCCGGAGCCGGACUUCUCGGUGUUCAGGGACUUCAUCAGCCGCAAGGUGGCGCUGGCGGACGCGGACCUGUCGGUGCCGCCCUACGACGCCUUCCAGACCUACGCGUUCGAGGGCGCGGGCUCGCCGGCUGCCUCGCUCAGCUCGCUGCACAGCGGCUCCACCGGCUCCGAGCAGGACUUCGCUUUUCUCCGCGCCUGGGGCCCGCGCUUCCGACCGCUGGCCGCGCUCUACGCCGGCCACCGUGGGGACGACGAGGCCCCGGCCUCCUAGCCCCAACCGGGCCAGUCCGGCAGCGCGGCCCGACGGGAGGGGACCUGCAUGGCUCCCGCGCCGCGACACGCCCCCAAGGGGUGAAGCUUGCGAGGACUCAGGGGUGCGGGAUGGUGACCAACGUCAGGAGAAGGGAGGGGAACCCGACCUGCGCAGCCCUGGGGUUGGAAGGGACCGCGGAGGGGGGAACCCCAUGCUGGGAAAGGACCUGGGAAGAGAAAGCGGAGGAGGGCGCUGCUGCCGUGCCCACCCCAAGGCUUUCUGGCAUUCAAGUAAAGAUGAAGGAAGGGCUGGUCAUUUACUAAGCACCUACUGUGUGCUGGGAGCUACCCAGAGACCGACUGCAUUGUUGUAGAAACUAUGAGGUGGCGUUCCAAAGGUGACAAGAUAGGAAAGCCCCCCAGAGAAGUGGUUGUGACCUGCCCGGGGACACGCAGACAGCGAGUGGUGGAGCCUCCCGCACUGACCAGCUGCCUGGACAAGUCACCUCAUUUCUCUGGGCCCCAGUUUCCUCAUCUGUCAAAUGAGGUUAAUAACAGCACCUACCUCGAAGAUUUGGAAAGGGUUCAGGUGUCAAGUCGUUGGGCAGUGCCUGGCACAGAGUAGGUGUUCAAUAAAUGCUCGCCUUUGUUACUA